Messenger RNA from Filobasidium floriforme, 831 nucleotides. RefSeq names its product GPI anchor biosynthesis-related protein. The transcript is spliced from 7 exons. Gene Ontology annotation, biological process: protein O-linked glycosylation via mannose; GPI anchor biosynthetic process. Gene Ontology annotation, molecular function: dolichyl-phosphate beta-D-mannosyltransferase activity. Gene Ontology annotation, cellular component: endoplasmic reticulum membrane. NCBI's taxonomy places the organism in Eukaryota, Fungi, Basidiomycota, Tremellomycetes, Filobasidiales, Filobasidiaceae. The record is from RefSeq and is a predicted model, not a curated record. Bases 1 to 831 code for a protein of 276 amino acids.
AUGUCCCACAUCAUCGACAUGCCCUCUACAUCUUCAUCAACGGCGCUGGGAGCCGGUAACAAGUACUCGGUCAUCCUCCCGACCUACAAUGAGCGGAAAAAUCUGCCGAUCAUCGUUUGGUUACUCGCCAAAACGUUUGACGAAAACAACCUGGAUUGGGAGAUUAUCGUUGUGGACGACGCGUCGCCAGACGGAACCCAAGAAGUAGCAAAACAACUAGCGAACCUCUAUGGAGACGACAAAGUCCUGCUCAGACCCAGAGCAGGCAAGCUCGGUCUGGGUACUGCCUAUGUCCACGGAUUGGAGUUCUGUACAGGCAAUUUCGUCAUCAUCAUGGACGCCGAUUUCAGUCAUCACCCCAAGUUCAUACCCGAGUUCAUCAAACUACAGCACCUGCACAAUCUGGACAUCGUGACGGGCACACGUUACUCUGCCUCUAUCCGACCGUCUCCGAAGGCAGCAUCGAAGCCUCUGUCAUCACAGCGAAUCGGAUUCGGAGCCGGAGGUGUCUAUGGUUGGGACUUGAAGAGGAAGCUUGUCAGUCGCGGUGCCAACUUUUUGGCGGAAACCGUGUUGGGGCUCGGUGUUACCGAUCUAACGGGUAGCUUCAGGCUCUACCGACUCCCCGUAUUGCGUCACAUCAUCUCGGUCACGCAAUCCAAAGGAUACGUGUUCCAGAUGGAAAUGAUCGCACGUGCCAGAUCGCUCGGAUACAACAUUGGGGAAGUUCCUAUCACCUUCGUGGACAGGAUCUAUGGGGACAGCAAGCUCAGCGGGGGCGAGAUUGUGCAGUACGGUAAAGGCGUCUUUGGGCUGUGGGCCAAUAUUUGA